CAGGCCUCCUCCCGCGGGCGUUGGCGGCGGGAGUGUGGGGAUGGCGGGCUCGGGCUGCCGGUGGCUCCCGCGGCCGGCCCUGUGGCUACCGUGGCUGGCCCUGUGGCUACCGGCGGCCGCCGCCUUCAACCUGGACGGGAGCAGCCCGGUGCUGAAGGACGGGGAGCGGGGCAGCCUCUUCGGGGCGGCUGUGGCGCUGCACCGGCAGCUCAGCCCCGAACCCGCCGGGUGGCUGCUGGUGGGAGCCCCCCAGGCGCUGGCUCUGCCCGGCCAAGGCGCCAACCGCACAGGUGGUCUCUUUGCCUGCCCGCUGACCCCCGAGCUCUCCGAUUGCUGGCGGGUGCCCAUCGAUGAGGGAGCGGACCCGCAGCGGGAGAGCAAAGAGAACCAGUGGCUGGGGGUCAGUGUCAAGAGCCAAGGGCCCGGCGGCAAGAUCGUGACCUGCGCGCACCGGUACGAGGUGAGGCACCGGGUGCGGCAGCCGCUGGAGACGCGGGACGUGAUCGGGCGCUGCUUCGUGCUGAGCCAGGACCUGAGCGUGCGGGACGAGCUGGACGGCGGCGAGUGGAAAUUCUGCGAGGGGCGCCCGCAGGGCCACGAGCGCUUCGGCACCUGCCAGCAGGGCCUGGCGGCCGCCUUCAGCCCCGACCGCCGCUACGUGCUGCUCGGGGCACCCGGCACCUACAACUGGAAGGGGACCCUGCGUGUGGAGCAGCUCAACCAGAGCUCCCUGGACCUGUUGCGCCUCGACGCCGGCCCCUUUGAAGCGGGGGGCGAGAAGGACCAGGACCCCUCGCUCAUCCCCGUGCCCGCCAACAGCUACUUCGGGCUGCUCUUUGUGACAAACAUUGAGAGCGCCGCCCCCGACCAGAGGGUCUUCCGGACCCCCCAGCCCGGCGAGAGGGUCCCCGGCGCGGCCGCGGACGUGGCGCACAAUUCCUACCUGGGGUUCUCGGUGGACUCCGGGGCGGGGCUGACGCGGCGACAGCAGCUGAGCUUUGUCACCGGCGCCCCCCGCGCCAACCACACGGGCGCCGUUGUCAUCCUGCGCCGCGACAGCGCCAACCGCCUGGUGGCCGAGGCCGUGCUGGCCGGCCACCAACUGACGUCGGCCUUCGGCCACGCUGUGGCCGUCCUGGACCUCAACAGCGACGGCUGGAUGGACCUGGCCGUGGGGGCCCCCCACUUUUUCGAGCGGCAGGAGGAGAUUGGGGGGGCCGUGUACGUUUACAUCAACCCGGGGGGGCUGUGGGACAGCGCGACUCCCCUGCGCCUGAACGGCUCCCGUGGCUCCAUGUUCGGUGCAGCGCUGAGCUCUGCCGGGGACCUCAACCAUGAUGGCUUUGAGGACCUGGCUGUGGGGGCCCCUUUUGACGGUGCAGGCAAAGUUUUCAUUUACCACGGCAGUGCCCUGGGCAUCGUCACCAGCCCGGCGCAGGUCCUGGACGGGGAGGCCGUGGGGGUCUCGGCCUUUGGAUACUCGCUGUCAGGGGGACUGGACGUGGACGGGAACCUGUACCCCGACCUGCUCGUGGGGUCCCUCUCAGACACCGUGGUGCUCUACAGGGCACGACCCGUGAUUCACGUGUCCCGAAACGUGUCGCUGCUGCCGCCCCACAUCGACCUGGAGCAGAGCACCUGCCGCGGCCAGGACGGCGUCUGCGUGGAGGUGCGAGCAUGUUUCAGCUACACGGCCAGCCCGGCCAGCUACAGCCCCCGGCUCGAGCUGCAGUUCGUGCUGGAGGCGGACUCGGAGCGGCGGCGGCGGGGACAGGUCCCCCGUGUCACCUUCCUGGGUCGGGGCCCCGCGGACCCCGAGCACCAAAUCUCGGGGAGCCUGGAGCUGCCCCGGCAGCGCGAGCGGCGCUGCGCCAGCGCCACCUUCCGGCUGCACGACGACAUCCGGGACAAGCUGCGUCCCAUCGCUGUCACCCUGGCCUUCGCCAUCGGAGGGACCCGCGGGUGGCACCGGGCGGGCCGGGGGACAGCGCUGCCCCCGCUGUCCCCUGCGCUCAGCCCCCGCCAGCCCAGCACUCACCGCGCCGAGGUGCAUUUCCUGCGCCAGGGCUGCGGCGAUGACAAAAUCUGCCAGAGCCACCUGGAGCUGCGGCUGCGCUUCUGUGCCCGCGUGGGCGACAGCGACUUCCUGCCCCUGCCCAGGGACGAGGAUGGCACCGCCAUCUUCGCCAUGAGUGACCAGAAGGACGUAGCCCUGGAGGUGCAGGUGACCAACGAGCCCUCGGACCCCUUGGACCCGCAGAAGGACGGGGACGAUGCCCACCAGGCCCUGCUGGUGGCCACCUUCCCCCCGGAGCUGCCCUACGCCGCCCUGCGCCCUGAUGAGGCUGGGGGGCUCGGGGUGCGGGAACAGGACAAGGUGCUGUGCUUGGCCAACCAGAAUGGCUCCAGGGUGGAGUGCGAGCUGGGGAACCCCCUCAAACGCGGGGCCCAGGUGCGGUUCUUCCUCAUCCUCAGCACCUCGGGCAUUUCCAUCCACACCACGGACUUGGCGGUGGAGCUGGAGCUGUCCACCACCAGUGAGCAGCCGGGGCUGGGGCCAGUGGUUGCCCGCGCUCGCGUGGUCAUCGAGCUGCCCCUGGCCGUGACGGGUGUGGCCAUGCCCCCCCGGCUGUUUUUUGGGGGGCAGGUGCUGGGGGAGAGCGCGGUGAAACGAGAGAGCCAGGUGGGCAGCGCUGUCCGCUUCGAGGUCACGGUGUCGCAGCGGGGGCCAGUGCUGAAGACCCCCGGCUCGGCCGCGCUGACUGUCCAGUGGCCGCUGGAGCUGCCCAACGGGAAGUGGCUGCUGUACCCGCUGAGCCUGGAGCUGGGCACCCCCCCCGUGCCCUGCAGCCCCCCUGCCAACCCCCUGCGCCUCACCAUGGAGUCGCCGGCCCAAGGGGGUCCCCCCGAGGAACCCCUGGCCCGCUCGUGGUGGGUGCCUGCGGGGAGGAGGAAGAGGAACGUGACCCUGGACUGUGCCCGAGGCACCGCUCACUGCCGCCUGUUCCGGUGCCCGCUGCCGUCGCUGGAGCGCUCGGAGCUGCGGGCGCGGGGCCGCCUCUGGAACGGGACCUUCCUGGAGGAGUUCCUGGAUGUGGAGAACCUGGAGCUGAUCGUGCGUGCCGGGGUCUCGGUGACCUCCCCCCACGGCAAUGUCGUCAUCAAGGACGCGGAGGUGCAGAUGUCCGUGUCCCUGCACCUGGACCCGGGGGUGUCCGUCACUGGUGUCCCCUGGUGGGUGCUGCUGCUGGCAGCGCUCCUGGGGCUGCUGCUGCUGGCCCUGCUCGUGCUGGGGCUCUGGAAGCUGGGGUUCUUCCGGCGGGCACGGGCGGUGCCACCGGCCGUGCCGCGGUUCCGGGCCGUGCGCAUCCCGUGGGAGCAGCGGCCGCAGGCGCGCGAGGAGCGCACCGGGACCAUCCAGCGGCACCAGUGGGUGGCUGGGCCCGGCCACCAGCAUGGGGACAACCUUGGGGAUGGGUCACGGACACCGGGCUCCGCCUGACAGACACGGAACAGAGACACGGACGUGGCACAGACAGAUGGACAUGGGGAUGGGGCACAGACAGACACAAGGACACGGGGAUGGGGCACAGAUACCUGGAUCCGCCUGAUGACACGGCACGGACACACGGACACGGCACGGACACCCGGAUCCGCCUCACAGACACGUCACGGACACGGCACGGACAGACAGACAUGGCAUAGAGAGAUCGACAUGGGGAUGGACAGGGGAGGGGCAGGGUCGUGCCACGGACACUGGGAUCCUCUUGACGAACAUUGCACAGACAGGGGAGGGACAGAAGGACCCGGGACAUGGACACAGGAAGGAUGCAGGAGCGACAGGGAUGGGCCAUGCACACCAGGAUCUGCCUGAUGGACAUGGCACAGACAGACGGACAUGAGGAUCGACACGGGAUGGACACAGGAGGGAUAAGGACGGGCCACGCACAGCGGGAUCCACCUGACAGGCACGGCGUGGAUGUGGCCUGGACAGACACAGGGUUGGAUACAGGAUAAUGGACGUGGGAUGGACAGACAGACAUGGAAGAGACAGGGGAUGGACAUGGGAUAUGGACACAUCAUGGACAAAUGGACAUGGGACAGACAAAUUUGCACAGGAUGGACACUGGAUGGACACGGGAGAGACGCAGACAGGGACAGGCCAUGGGCACCUGGAUCUGCCUGAAGGACCUUGGGAUGGACACCGGGAUGGACACCGGGAUGGACACUGGGGUAGACUCAAUCCGGACACAGGAGGGAUGGGAACAGGGACAGGGACGGACUGUGGACACCCAGAUCCACCUGAGGGAUGUCUGUGGGAUGGACUCAAGGUAGACAAAUGGACAUAAGGGACACAGGACUUUGACGUGGGACACAGAUGGUCCCUGGCUGUGCUCUGGGAAGGCCCCAUGGAGGCCCCACCAUGUCCUGGAGCUCCCAGGAUGGACAGAGCCAUGCGCCAGGGGUCACUUUGUCCCCAGGGGUCACGUUCUGUCACCAAUAAAAGGUGUUGACCCCACA
Hirundo rustica (Barn swallow) is the source of this 4521-nucleotide messenger RNA. It is a transcript of the gene ITGA7, whose product is annotated as integrin subunit alpha 7. Gene Ontology annotation, biological process: cell adhesion mediated by integrin; cell-matrix adhesion; integrin-mediated signaling pathway. Gene Ontology annotation, cellular component: integrin complex; external side of plasma membrane. NCBI's taxonomy places the organism in Eukaryota, Metazoa, Chordata, Aves, Passeriformes, Hirundinidae. The transcript is spliced from 26 exons. The coding region runs from base 41 to 3502 and encodes 1153 amino acids. Gene Ontology annotation, molecular function: integrin binding. The record is from RefSeq and is a predicted model, not a curated record.